This is a messenger RNA of Myripristis murdjan (pinecone soldierfish), 15661 nucleotides long. RefSeq names its product HECT domain E3 ubiquitin protein ligase 4 (gene hectd4). Gene Ontology annotation, biological process: glucose homeostasis. Lineage: Eukaryota; Metazoa; Chordata; Actinopteri; Holocentriformes; Holocentridae. The record is from RefSeq and is a predicted model, not a curated record. The coding region runs from base 1 to 13368 and encodes 4455 amino acids. The transcript is spliced from 76 exons. Gene Ontology annotation, molecular function: ubiquitin-protein transferase activity.
AUGGGCUCCGGGGCUGUGGAUUCGUCCCAGUGGCUCUCGGUGAAGGAGGAGACGAUUUUCCUUCACGAUGGACUUAUUCGGGUCACGGAUCUGGCUGAAUUGCCCAGUGAAAUUGGAGUGUCAGAACAGGGAGACACCGAGCAAGAGAUCCUAACAUUUGAGACGAAGAACCCAGUAGAGUUGGCUGAGCGUCUGCGUGCUGUCUGCGGGAAUCAGAGCAAUGCAUACGCACGCCUGCUGGAGUACAGACUCAACGCUCUGCGUGGGCUGUGGGGGGCACAGCGGCAGCUUGCCCUGGAGGAACAGCAGGAGAGAGAGGGGGCCGGAGGGGCUGAUGAGGAGACCUUGGCCCUGCUCAAACGACAAGGUCUGCUCCAGCAACCCGAGCAGGCACCCUUCACUUCGCGUGUGGGUCUGCUGCUGGUCUUUCCCCUUCUGCAGUCCCAGACUCGCAGUGACCCAGCGCUCUGUGGGGUCACAGCAGAGGUACUGCUAGCCUGCCUGCGGGACUGCCAGCCGCUCAGCCUCAGCAAAGAGCCCGCCGACUGCCUCAACGGCCUGGAGGGGCUCCUCUGCUCCUGGCUAGAAGAUGGUGCCCAGCAGACAGGCCAAACGCAGGGGCAGGCUCAGACGCAGAUUCUACAUGCACACAGGCAGAGGGAAAAUGCUGCUGCUGCCCUCGUGGCACUUGCUUGUGCCAGGGGAUCCCUCAAGACCUUCAUCCACACUGUCCACCUGCUGCAGAAACAAACAGACCUAGGCCAUCUCCCUGUGGCGGAUGUGCUGUACAGACUCUUGGUCCUUGAAGGAGGACCAGGCUCUCCAUCUUGCCUCUUGGGAGGCAAGCACAGUGUGUCCUGGGGUUUUGAGGACAUGCUGCCCACACCUGAUAGUACAGCUGGAGGGGCAGAAAGCAAAGACACAGACCUGGGGCGCUGCCUAGCCACAGACGGGCUUUAUCUGUACACCAGUAAUUCCUUUGGGAGAGGACUCAGCAAGCUGGGCUCUGGUUUACAUGGGACACUGAGGGGUUUUGUGUACUGUCGAAAUGAGGAGUUGGAGCCCGGCUGGGUGGUCUUCAGCAGCAGUCGUCUCCUCCACCGUCCUGCUUCGUUUGAUGCCAAGCCUCAUCAGCUGUGCCAGGUCAUCGACCCCUUUACCCUCCAGGUGUGCCAGAUUGUGCCCAUGCCAGCCCACCACUUCCCAGUGGGCAGCAGCAUGACCACGCUGCACCUCUGCUCAGAUGGAACCUACCUGUAUUGGGUCUGGUCCCCAGCCAGUCUCAAUGAGAAGACCCAGAAAGGCCACUCUGUCUUCAUGGAUGUUUUUCACCUGUCGACACAGACGGGGUUGUGCGUUGCAGACAUCUUGCAGGAGAGGGUGAUCCUAACACGGAAGGAAGGCGAGUCUUCCAAGUGCUUGAAUGAGCUUCUGUUGAGCCGAAUGUCACGCUUCCGGGCCUCCCAUUCUGCUACAUUGGCUGCUCUUACAGGCUCUGCCAUUACCAAUACUGUCAAGGAGGAACAAUCUGCCGUCAACACUAGCUGUGGACUCCCUCUUAAGACUCUGAGGAAGACCCCUAUGUAUGUGUGUGGUACCUAUCUAGUAAUGCUGUCCUCCCCUCCUGGUGUGUCUGGGAGCUCUGCCACGCGUUCCCUGUUUGGAGGCACCAGCAGCCUCUCCUCUCUCAAAAUUCUAGCCUCCAGCCUGGUCUUUAAUGUGGGUGAUGGUCAGUUCAGCAGCCGUGCAGACCUCAUUGAUGCCCCUGGCAGUUCUUUAGGCAGGGGUGCCCAGGUGGCAGGGCUGGGAGCCUGUUAUGAUGCUCUGAACAAUUUGAUUUGGACCUGCUCCAGUGACUACAUGGACCAGUGGUGCAACCCUGGGAACCAAGCCUUCCAUCAUGUGUGCCAUAGGCUCGGUGUAAACCACGUCAUCAAAGAACCCAAAGAGGAGACCGUGGCCACUGGAGAGGUGAUCAACCAGCUGCUUCAUCACGUAGGUGCCAUGUGUAUCCACCAGCUCAACCUGCUGUCGGCCAGCAGCAACAGCCUGCCCCUGAGCGCCCUAUUGGGCAAACAGCACCCCAUUGAGGCCCGCCACUUCAGCAGCAUCUGCGACAUCAUGGAGAAGGCUAUGGUCAACGGAGAUACCUGCAUCAUUCGCUGCAUCUUGGUGGUAUUUCAGGUGGUGUUCAGGUUUUUCAACCCUCAGUCAGAGCAGAACAGGGAGAGUGUGCGUCGGUCAGGCCUGCUCCUGUGGCAGCUACUGAUGGCCCCAGUGGAUCAGAUAGGAGCAGAAAUUCAGAGAGAGGUGUGCCUAGCCAUCAGCUCAGGCUUGAAUACAUUGUAUCAGGGAGAGGCUGAACUUAACAAACUGCUGAAGCUGGUUCUAACUGAAGGUGAAAGAAACAGUGGUCUAUCCCAGCUUCGUGAUGUCAUCCUGACCAACUUGGCUGACCAGCUUCAGAAAAAUAGAUUUGGGAGUGAAGAUGAUGACCACUACAGACUGAGUGACGAACUACUGCAUUGUAUCCUGAAGACUGUAGUCCGGGAAUCAUGCCUCCUUAUCACCAAAUGUCAGACUGUUGCCAGGGAUGACUUCCAGAAGCUGCUCUCCACUGUGCCAGUGGUCUCACCCAGUCUGCGCUACCUCAUGGCUGUUCAGAACCACCUCCUCAGUAACACAAUUUUAAUCCGCCCAGAUGAUAACGAUGACAGUGACAGCUCCCUUCAAGGGGAAACAAUGAAGGUACAGGAGCUGCAGAGCAGCAUUCUGUCACUUGCCACUAAGAUCCUAGUUGGGUGUGAUGAAGUGCUUGAGACCCUGCAGCAGGUGACCACAGCUCUCAUCAAUAGUGACAUCCCUGACAGAGAAACCAGGUUGAAAGGCCUGGAACAGGUAACCAAGGCCACCAUGUUGGGGCACCUGCUGCCAGUGCUGCUCACCUCCCUGAUGCACCCUAAUCUGCAGACGCUCACACUUGCUGAUGCCCUUAUGCCUCAGCUAGUCCAGCUAGUCCUCUAUACCAGCCAGACUGCCCUCCUACUUAAGACCCAAUCUCCACUUUUCACUGAGGAGCCUCCAACUAUCAGUGGCCUCUUAGGGCAGGGGGCGAAAUCAUCUACUACUGAGGACAACUUUAGAAUCCUUGACGAACGGGAGGAGCCGGGUUUCCUGACUGGACUGAAGAUCCCUGCACCAUGGGCUGCUGGGAAGACAGUGGAGACAGUGCACCCGGUGCGCGACAACUACAAGUUCAAGGAAACUGUACACAUCCCAGGAGCCCGCUGCCUGUACCUUCGCUUUGACUCUCGUUGCUCCUCACAAUAUGAUUAUGACAAGUUGGUGAUCUAUGCCGGCCCCAACACCAACAGCCGCAAGGUAACAGAAUAUGGAGGAAACACACUGGGUUAUGGCAGUCGCAGUGUCCUGGGGACAGGUUGGCCCAAAGACCUUGUCAAGGUUGAGGGUGACACCGUAACCUUCUCCUUUGAGAUGAGGAGUGGACGUGAACACAACACGCCUGAUAAAGCCAUGUGGGGAUUCUCCUGUACAGUCAGAGCACAGGAGUCAUCUGAGGAUGUCUCUGGAGGCCUCCCCUUCCUGGCAGACCUCGCUUUGGGUCUGUCAGUGCUUGCCUGUUCAAUGCUGCGAAUCCUGUAUAAUGGGCCAGAGGUGACAAGAGAGGAGGAAGCCUGCCAUGAUUUGCUCUGCUCAAAGCUGCUGCAAAGGUGUCAAUGGCAGGUUGAAGCAAAUGGGGCAAUCUCUCCUGCUCUCACGCCCAGCCCUUCCCCCCUACCACUGACCAUUGAGGAGGACCGGGAGUUUACCUACCCCUCCGAUGUACUCAUCCCACCCCCAGGCCUCAUGCCAGGAGCCUACUUUGACCUGCCUCGUAUCCGCUUGCCUCCAGGAAUCAUGGGCAGGCUACGAGAAGUGUCUGGAAGGGCUCGACCGCAGUUCCGUCCCAGUAUCAAGGAAGUGAUCAGGCCAGAUGUCAUGGAGGAAGUUAUAGUGUCAUGUGUGAUAAAACAUCUAACAUUGGUGGAUGCCCUUCAGUCACUUGUCAACUACCAGUACCGGGAAGAACAUGCAGAGGAGUAUGACUUGGUCUGUAAGAUCAUGGCUGAGACCUUCAAGAAGAUCAAUGCAAUGGAGCGACAGCUGCAGAGUGUAGCAGAAUUGGAACAGAAGUGGCAGAAUGAGGUAGAGGAGGCCCAGCAGGGGAAGCUGGAGAACAACGCUCCUUUCUUUCAUGACUACCACUUCUUUGAGAACAAAAUUAAGGAGCUGGAAUUGCUUUGCUCCCUGAAAGAGGUCCCACUUGAUUUCAGUGACUUGGAAAAUGUUGUCCUUGCACUGAGGGAGAAGUUCUUCCAGGAGGUGAACUCCAUGCACCUAAAAAGUAGCACUCCACUCGCUAAAACCAAAGCCCUGGUGAGGAGCCUGAUGAAUCGCACUGAGCUGCUGCUCCACGUCACCAUAGCCCCACACUGCAGGAGCCUGACCACCACACCUGCUGGAACACCAGGACCAGCCUGUAAGUCAGUGUCUGACACCAAGACAGUGAUCCCUAUGGUGAAGCAGCCGGUCUUCCUGCGCAGCAUGUCUGCUCCCUCUGACUUGGAGAUGAUAGCCAACCAGGACUUGGAGUUUAACCAUGCCCCCCAAAGGAGGCGGCACCACCCUACCAGUCACCGCAGCAGUUCUUUCACACUUUUGCAGUCACUCGCCAUUGAGGACAGCCGUGACAAGCCAACAUACAGUGUGUUGCUGGGACAGCUCUUUGCCUUUAUUGGCACUACACCUGAUCAGGCUGUGUCCAGUAGCAGUUUCCUUUCGGCUGCACAGACGCGCUGGAGACGCGGCAGCACGCGAAAACAGGCGCUUGUUCAUAUGAGGGAGUUGCUUACAGCUGCUGUCAGAGUGGGCGGAGUCACACAUCUGGUGGGUCCUGUCACCAUGGUGUUGCAAGGUGGCCCAAGGAUUGAGGAGCUGACCUGUGGAGGAAUGGUAGAGCAGGUGCAAGAGGCCUUUGGGGAGACCAUGACAUCUGUAGUGUCACUAUGUGCUCGCUACCCUAUUGCUUGUGCCAAUAGUAUUGGCAUGCUUUGCACAAUCCCGUACACCAGGAGUGAAGAGCAGUGCCUAGUUCGGAGUGGUCUGGUCCAGCUCAUGGACCGCCUGUGUAGCCUAAGUGGCCAGAGGGAAUGCAGCUCAAAUGAGAAGCAGACAAAAAAGCAGAAGGUGGCGACCAUGGCCUGGGCUGCUUUUCAGGUGCUGGCCAACCGCUGUAUUGAGUGGGAGAAAGUGGAAGGUGGUUCUACAGAUGCAGUGCACUCUGGUCUGGCACGUCAGGUGUCCAGCCUGCUAACCAAUCACUUGGCCCGAGCCACAGAGUGCUGUGGGAACCAGGCAGCUGGUAAUGAUGCCUUACAAGAUGUGCUCAGUCUGCUCAAUGACCUUUCCAGGAGCCACAUAGGGAAGGCCAUCCUGAGCCAGCCAGCCUGUGUGUCUAAGCUGUUGUCUUUAUUGCUGGACCAGAGACCCUCUCCAAAGCUAGUACUUAUCAUCCUUCAGCUGUGCCGAGCUGCCCUGCCCCUCAUGAGUGUGGAGGACUGUGGCAAUGUGGCACUGCCCUCAUGGAGCUACUCUAUGAACACACUAGAUGCUGAGCAGCAGGACGCUAGUGACCCUGCCUCACGUAUCGCUGCCUUGCUCCUGGCCAAGCUGGCAGACUAUGUAGUACCAGGCUGCCAGACCCUGCUCUCCCCCAGCUCAUCUGAGCCAGACACCAGUCUGUCCCGUGCCAGUUCCAAAGGAGCUCUGAAAUCUGAGAAGGACGUUGGGGAGGAGGGGGAGGCUGUAGAUGGCAAACUGUCAAUCUUUAUCCACAAGAGGGAGGACCAGUCAUCACAUGAGGUCCUACAGCCACUACUCAGCAGCUCAGAAGGACGUCCCUUUCGUCUUGGUACUGGAGCCAACAUGGAAAAGGUGGUGAAGAUGGACAGAGACAUGACCAAGAGUGGGAGCUGUGAGGUGAUCACAGAGGAAGCAUCCGCCGCUCUGCGGAAGGCCAAUAAGUGGGCCCAAUCUGGGCUGAUAGUGAGCGUAGGCCCACCUGUUGAGUCUCUGGCCCAGGAGACGGCUGGGGGCAUCACCACUGGUGACAAGAAGAAAACUGCUCAGACUGCUGUGUGUAGGGACAGGAAUGCUGAGCUUGCCAGGUCGGACCCUGUGAGGCCGUUCAUCAGUGGUCAUGUUGCUAACAGUAUGGCUGCUGAAGUUAUUGCACUGCUGCAUAGUCUGCUCACAGCCCCUGAGUCUAAUACCGCUCAGAUCUGGACCAGCACUGCUGAAAAGGUGCUCUCCCGGGCACUGAUGUUUAUCCCUCAGUUGGGGAAGUAUGCAGAGAGUAUUCUGGAGAAUGGAAGCAGCAGUGGCAGGAAGCUGGCUAAGCUGCAGGCCAUUGGGAGGCAGGCUGUGGCUGCACUCUGUGCCCUCGGCGGCUUCAAAGAAACCAUUAAGAUUGGCUCUGAAGUCCAGGUGGUAGGUAAAGGAGUGCUUGGCAGUGUGGGUGUAGUUAUGUCUAUCAACGAGCAAGAGGGCAUAGCUACAGUCAAGUUCCCUUCCUGCGAGUACAGGAGAGCUUGCAAAGCCUCAGACAUCCUGACAGUGCCUAUAUCUCGCCUCUGCACACCCAGAUCUGAGGCCCUCCCUCUCUACAAGCUGUCCAUCACAGAAAAGGUGGUACAAGCAGUGCAGUCUAUGCUACUGCCACAGGAGGGCAGCCUAUCAAUACACACGUCUCUCCCUGCCACAGGAGAUGGCUCCAGCCCAGUCAUGGCUGCAGUACGCUUGCUGGCUGAAAUCAGAACCAGGGCUUGCCUGGUGAUGGCCCAGCUCCUGGAGGACAGUUCCUUCUGUGAAGAGUUCAUCCAGCAGUGUCCUGCAGCUGUGGAGGUGCUCAACCUGGUUGCCCAGGAAUGCAGCCCUGGGGAACGUCUUGGCAUGGUUGAGGCUCAGUGUGAGAGAGUGAGGAUGCUAUACCGCGAUUGUGCUCGCCCGCCACCUCCUCCUCUGCAGACUGAUAGGCGCCAGCCCAAGGAAAUAACCUGGUGUCCAUCCAGAGUGUUCCCUCCAGUCCGUGCCUGCAUGUUCUCCUCCCGUCUGACCUCCGUCACCUUCUUGGCUGAUCCCAGCGCUGGUGGAGGGCUGCCCAGGGGCACCUUCAUCUAUGCGACCUCCCCAGUACCAGUUCAGGCCCCUUCCUUUUACUGGGAGAUAGAGAUUGUCUCCUAUGGAGACUCUGAGGAGGACAGUGGUCCAAUUGUGUCUUUUGGGUUUGCCACUGAAGCAGAGAAGAGAGAUGGAGCAUGGACCAACCCUGUUGGCACAUGUCUCUUUCAUAAUAAUGGUAGGGCAGUGCAUUAUAAUGGCUCCAGUCUGCUGCAGUGGAAGAGUGUCAGGCUGGACGUGGCUCUACUUCCUGGCGAUGUGGCUGGGAUAGGCUGGGAGCGUUCAGAAGGCACUCCUCCACCACCUGGUCAGGCCCCCAAAGGCAGGGUCUACUUCACCUACUGUGGCCAGCGGCUCAGCCCCAUCCUUGAGGAUGUAGCAGGGGGAAUGUGGCCCCUGGUUCACAUUCAAAAGAAGAACACAAAGAUCCGUGCCAACUUUGGAUGCCGGCCAUUUGCAUACGCAGAAGGCCAAGCACACAGGAAUGCUGCGGACUUGUGUGUAGACCUUGCAGAAGAAAUCAGUGCAAAUUUUGAAGCACUCCCCUUUGCUAUGGCUUCGGACAGUGAUAAUGAUGCUGGUGCAAGUGUUGCUUCUGACUCUGGCUCCCAUGGACCUCCCUGUCGGAUCGCAGCCGUGGCAGUCGCCCAGCAGCAGUACAACAGUGACCUGUCAUGCCACUACAAGGUGGAGCUGAGUUAUGAGAACCUCGUCACCUCUGGGCCCAACCCUCAUCCCCCACCUAUUGCAGAUGAUGAAAGUGAUGAUGAGGAUGACGAUGAUGUCCCCAGAGAGGACCACUACGCUUUGCUGGUAAAGGCCUGGGAGACCAAAGUGUUCCCCACCAUUCGAAGGCGAUUCCGCAACGAGGCUGAAAGGAAGUCUGGCCUGGACCAAAUCAAAGGAGCGCUUCAGCUGGGUAUGGUUGAUAUUGCAAGACAGACAGUGGAAUUCCUCUAUGAAGAAAAUGGUGGCAUUCCUCGUGACCUCUACCUCCCUACGAUUGAAGAUAUCAAGGAUGAGGCCAACAAAUUCACUAUUGAUAAAGUUCGCAAAGGCUUGACCGUGGUUAUCCGCUGUCCAGACAGCAACAACACCAACAGCACUACAGGAGGAACAGCCCUGCCAAAGUUUGCUAUCCGGGGCAUGUUGAAGACCUUUGGUUUGCAUGGGGUGGUGCUGGAUGUGGACUCUGUGAAUGAGCUGGUACAGGUGGAGACCUACCUGCGCAGUGAAGGUGUGCUGGUGAGAUACUGGUACCCUAUUGAGAUGCUAGAGCGCCCACCCGCUGGUUCUCGACGCACUGCAGCUAAUGGCCUAGUCUCUCUAGACAGUAGCAACAUUCAGAUUCACAGGGAACUGCUUCGCUGUGAGAGCGCACUGGCUAGGUUAUAUUGUCGCAUGGCCUUGCUCAACAUCUUUGCCCCUAAGAGCCCCCACACCUUCACUCGUCUCUUCCACAUACCGGCCAUUCGUGACAUUACCUUGGAGCACCUGCAGCUUCUGUCUAAUCAGCUUCUAGCUCCGCCUCUGCCUGAUGGCACCAUUAGCUCUAGUUCCAUCCUCCUGGCUCAGUCUGUAUUGCACAACCUACAGGGCCAGAGCUGCUCUCCCACAGACCUUUUUUACCAGGGCAAUGCUCAGCCCAUCCGGGAGUGGCUGACAGUGGCCAUCACCCGUGCCUUACACCAGGGAGAGGAGAGUCUGCUGGAACUCACUAAGCAGAUCUGCUGCUUCCUACAGAAUGCACCAGAGCAGUUUACAUCAGAAGAGUUUCCUGUGACUGAGUCAAAGGUUAGCAUGGAUGUCAGCUUCCCAGGUGCUGCAUUUGUGAUUGUAUCCUGCAAGGAGAGCCAACUGGGCUGCCGCAAAGACUCGAGCCUGUACAAGGCUCCCUGGGCACGAGUCAUGGUGUAUGGCCUGGGCCACAAAGUACGGAGAAACGGCCAGCUAAAUCUGAUGGAGGCAAUGUGCUAUCCUCUGGAUGCCUCGCCCACCAACACAGGCCUCACUCCCCCUCCCACUACCAACCAAUACCCCUCUGUCAUCAUCCCCACUGAUAAGGUGCACAUCAAACUGGGCGUGUCACCCCCUCCUGGUGCUGUUCUGGUGCUCCACUCCUUGCCCCUGGAGUUCCCUCUGGCUUUGGCUUUCGCGGAACAACUGUUGACAUGGAAGCUGGGCGAAAGUAGUGAGCGGUCAGAGGAUGAAUUGGACACAGUUCCCUCAUCUGUGCUGUUACAAGUGGUAGAACUGCUAGGCGGUUUACUUUGGACCACCGAUCUGGCCCCCUCCAUCAAGGAACUCACCUUUCAUUUAUUAGCUGAACUCUUCCGUAAAAUCCACCACUUGGAGCAGCGCAAGAGCCCCACUGGUCUGUCCAGCUCCAUUGCUCUGCUGCUAAACCCCUGCCUGGCCGUGCUCAUGGCCCUGCAGACAGAACUCCGGAAGCUCUAUGACCGGGAGACUCAGGGCUGGACGGCUGGUGGAGCUGGGGCAGGAGGUUCCUCAACCGGGGGUGUUGCCUUGGCCCUGGGGGCAGAGCAGAGCCGGUUCUCCACCUACUUCCAUGCUUUGAUGGAGGUGUGCCUGGCUGUGGCAGAGGUCACGUUACCCCUAAAUGUUGGAGGUUCUGCAGUGGGAGCCCUGUCUUCCACCAGUGCCCCCAACCUCAGCGACUCCUCCUCAUCUUCAUCAUCGUCACCAGGCCAGACACCUCAGAGCCCCAGCCUGCUCUCGAAGCGCAAGAAGGUGAAGAUGAAGCGUGAGAGAGCAGCAGCUGCAGUGGCGGCAGCAGCCUCUGGGAAACGGGGAAGUGGAGGUGCACGGUUAUCAGAGAGUGACAGUGCCCUGCUGAACAUGGCUGGUAGCAAGCCUGAGGACAUGCUGUGGUUUCACCGUGGUCUCACUCUCCUCAUGAUCCUAAGACACCUGGCCAAUAAGGACCCUCAGGGGCUGAGUGUGACCAGUGACGCAGUGACAGAUGCCUGCCAGGCUUUAGUGGGUCCCACUGCCCACAGUCGCCUGCUGGUGCUCUCUGGCAUCCCCACCCACCUGGAGGAGGCCGUGGUUCGCAGUGCUAUACGCAGGGCCUGCAACGCCCAUGGGGGGCUCUUCAAAGAUGAGAUCUUCAUCCCCUUGCAGGAAGAGGACUCCAAGAAGCCUAAGGUUGGAGCUGGGGUUUCCAGCCCUCCGGAUGGCAAAGUGGGCUCUGAGCCAGAGCGUCCCUUCUCUAAUAAUGGAGGUCCUGAGAGUCCUGACAGCUCCAGCAGUGUGACUCCAGCUAUGAGUGUUAGUGCUUCGGCUUCCACCAGCCAGACCUCUAUCUGCAGCUCCUCCCAGGGAGUCUCUCGCACUGCCAGUGAACUUUCUGUGGAUCAGGAGUUGUUAGCUGCCCCACCUCUCACCCCUGCUGCUGCAGCUUCUGCUGUCACCUAUCCCCAGCAGGGGCCUCUCGACCCCCACACUGUUUCUAGUCAGGAGAGCCUAGACAUCUCCCUUUGUAGCACGGGGAGCCUGGGAAGUCUGGGCAGCUUGGGGGAGCCUCUCGACAGUGCAGAAACAGCUUCAGUGUCUGAUGGUGGCUCCAUGUACACUGUCACCUCACUGGAUAGCAAUGCUGUCAUGGCCAGACCCAUCAAGGGCUAUGCUGUCAUUGAGGUUCGCUCACGGGCAAAAGUGGAGAAAAUUCGUGCCAGUCUUUUCAACAGCAGUGACCUUAUUGGUUUGUCCAGUCUGGAAGGUGAAGAGGAGCUGAUGGAGUUAACCAAUGAAGAAAUACUCACAGCCUCCAGUGUCAACCAAAGUCUGUUUGACACACAGGGAAGCUCUGCACUUGAAGACUACUUCCUGGAUAAGUCCAUCAGAGGGGACAAGCUUGUACCUGGUGCACGAGAUGUUCUCUCUGACAUCUUUAAGAGCUGUGUGCACUCUGAGCAGAUGCUGAGCCUCACGCCAGCCAAGCCAGUUAAAGUGUCUGACAUUUACCUCAGCAAGGAACAGAUCAACUCUCAGACCCCUGGCAACUUGCUGCAUGUUUUCUUCACCAAUGUGCGCCCGCCAAAGAAAGUACUUGAAGACCAGUUAACUCAGAUUCUAAGAAAGUAUGGUACUCCCAAGCCCAACAAGAACAAGUAUAGCAAAGCAGGCAAGGAGCAGCAUCAAGGCAAGGUGGUGAGCACCAAGAGGCCCAUAACCAAGCCUCCCACCAAGGAGAAGUCUGUUCUUAAUAGUGUCAGGACUGCACUGAGUGAAAAGAAAACAGUUUUGAAGCCCAAGUCUCCAGAGAAAUCCAGACCUGAUGAGAAAGAUGUGGAAAAAUCUCCUGCCAAGAAACCUGAAGUACCAGAGGAGAAGUAUCUGACAUUGGAGGGCUUCCAUAAGUUUGCUGUGGACCGUGCCAAGCAGGACAUCCGUAGUGUCUGGAGGGCAAUUUUGGCUUGUGGUUACGACCUCCACUUUGAAAGGUGCACUUGUAUAGACACCCGCCAUGCCCAGAAGGCCUGUAGGAAGUGGACUUUGGAGAUGGAUGUGGCGCUGGUCCAGUACAUCAACAGGUUGUGCCGUCACCUGGCUAUCACACCAGCCAGACUGCAUCCCCACGAAGUCUACCUGGACCCCAGUGAUACUGCUGAUCCACGUGUGGCCUGCCUGCUCAAUGUGCCUGUGGAGAGCCUGCGUUUGCGCUUUGCUCUGCUGCAGUCGCUCAACAACACCCUGGAGAGUUUCUUCCUGCCGCUGGUAGAGCUGAGACAAACACAUACCUAUCAGAACAGCAUUGCAGCACUUUUAUGCGAGGCUAAAGGUCUAGUCUUCUAUGACACCAAGGUCACUGUAAUGAACAGAGUACUGAAUGCCACAGUACAGCGGACAGCUGACCACGCUGCCCCAGAGAUUACACUGGACCCCCUGGAGAUUGUGGGAGGAGAGAUCAGAUCGUCAGAGAAUACAUAUUUCUGCCAGGCAGCUCGCCAGCUGUCUUGUGUGCCCUCAUCACAGCUUUGUGUGAAACUGGCCAGUGGAGGAGACCCCACCUACGCCUUCAACAUCCGCUUCACUGGAGAGGAAGUCCAUGGCACCAGUGGCUCUUUCAGACACUUCCUAUGGCAAGUGUGUAAAGAGUUACAGAGCUCUGCUCUCUCCCUGCUGCUCCCCUGCCCCAGUGCUGCGGCCAACCGUAACAAGGGGAAGUACAUCCUGACACCCUGUCCGAUCAGCUAUGCAGAGGAACAGCUGCUGCAUUUCUUUGGCCAGCUGCUGGGCAUUGCCAUUCGGGCAGACGUGCCACUUCCUUUGGACCUGUUGGGCUCCUUUUGGAAAGGCCUGGUGGGCGAGCCACUGGACCCAGAACAGGACCUACAGGAGGCCGACUUACUUACCUACAACUAUGUCAAGAAGUUUGAAAAUGUGAGUGACGAGGCAGAGCUGGAGGCCCUGUGUGCAGAGAUUUCCUCCCAGCACCACUCGGGAGAGAGCCCUGACUCCCCCAGUCGGCCCUGCUGCACCUUCACCUACGUCACCAUGACUGGAGAGGACGUGGAGCUGUGUCAGGGAGGCCGCAGCCUGACUGUCAGCUGGGAAAAUAAAGAUGUGUAUGCACGAGCAGUGCGGAGCCUUCGUCUGAGGGAGCUGCAAAAUGUGGAGUGUAUGACGGCGGUGCGUGCAGGGCUGGGCUCCAUCAUCCCCCUCCAGUUGCUCACUAUGCUCAGCCCCCUAGAGGUGGAGCUGCGCACCUGCGGCUUGCCUUACAUCAAUUUGGAAUUCCUCAAGGCUCACACCAUGUAUCAGGUGGGACUGAUGGAGACAGACCAACACAUUGAGUUCUUCUGGACCGCUCUGGAGAUGUUCACUCAGGAGGAGCUCUGCAAGUUCAUCAAGUUUGCCUGCAACCAGGAGCGCAUCCCCUUCACCUGCCCUUGCAAGGAUGGGGGGCCCGAUACCGCCCACGUUCCCCCAUACCCCAUGAAGAUCGCACCUCCCGACGGAGCAGCAGGUCAGCCAGACUCACGCUACAUUCGCGUGGAGACCUGUAUGUUCAUGGUGAAGCUGCCCCAGUACACUUCUCUAGAUGUGAUGCUGGAGAAACUGCGUUAUGCUAUCCACUACCGCGAGGACCCUCUCAGCGGCUAGCAAGACUUGACACCACCACUUCCCCCAUUUGGCCCCCCUCCCCUCCCUAACCUCUCUCUUUUGCCCACCUUCACCCAAACACUCUUGGGCCUCCCUCUAAGACAGCCCGCUCCAAUCCUUUAUGCUCUGCUGGUCCACGAAAACCGCAACCAUUUCUUUGUUUUCCCCUUUUUUUGCUGAUUAUUAAUGUUUUGCAUGCAUACCUUUGCUUCAUUUGUACACAUAAAGUAUACGCAUUUCAGGAGAACGUUUGAUGCGUAUUUUUGGUGGAAUUCACGGGAGAUUAUCCCCACUAGUCCUGACACUGUUGACGGUGUCUGCUCUGGUUGCACUGAAUUUUAGGAUGGUGUUGAGGUACACAACUGUGAUGCAGUGCAGUGCAUACUCCUUUUGUUAGCCUUUUCCACCUCUCUUCCCAGCUUCCCCCACCCCACCUUUCACAAAGGGUUUGGUCCUUACUCCUCCCUAGGUUGAGUAUUAUGAGGUUAGGUCAAGUUCUGUGAAUUAAAUUCGGGUGACAUCGGACCUGCACUUUAGAAUUGCAAGUUCAGUUCAUGUGCUCUGCCCUGUCUCUCUGUGAUACUAUUUUAAUAUUCAAAUGAAACAGUUUGAUUGUUCUCAGCAAAAAGACCUAGUCGCAAUAGCUGAACUUUGCACUGUUGCAGGUUUUGCUAAUCUCCUAGUGCUUGACCUAGCUGCCUCCUUCCAACUCUCGUCUGUGGGGGAAGCUCUGAAACAUGCCUUUACUACAGGUACCUCUUUCUAGAGAGGAUGACACUGACUGUGUGUGAAAAGAGAGCCCAAAUGAUUUGUCUGAUUUGUAGAAUGAAGAGGUCUGGAUCUGAUGUUUGAGACGGAAGUGCGCCUACCAUCAGAAAAAGGAACUCUAUAAUGCUGCCUAUUUCUGACCACAUCAGCUAUCAGCAGGCAGGACUUGUGAACAAGUGCUGUAUAGGAUAUAAUGUAGUUACUGCCUGUAAAAAAAAAAAAAAAGAAAAGAAAAGAAAAAAAAAAAACGAACUGCUAAUGGACGAACUAACUUAUCUGCCUAUAUAAACAGUGAAUAUAUUUUAUUCAAGUCUCUGAAGAGAGGGUAUUUAAGUCAUGUAAAAAGUCAUAUUAAUCUAUUAGUUUAUGAAAUUGCUCUUUGAUUUUAAAUAUCUUAGUAGCUGUGGCAGCAUGGUAGGUCAGGUAGACUUGAGCUUUACCUGGAUGCCAGGAGAGCCCCGCUGGUUGCAGGGUCUGCUGUACUUGCAUUUCGGGUUUGUGAAACCUGCGUUGCUUUGUGAAAUGGGAGGGAGAUUUUGUUCUCUCGAGCUGCACUGCUUGUGUGCUACUGCUACUGAAUGUGCAACGAAUCCCCCCCUGCCCCUAACAUACACAAUCCACACACACACACACACACACACACACACACACACACAAAUGUACACACACAUACACACACACACACGGGGGGGGGCAGCGGAUUAUCUUCAAUUCUGCCUUUUUAUGAAAGAACAGGAUUCUGCUGUUUUUUUUUUUGUUUGUUUGUUUGUUUUACCCAUAACCAAAUGUUUUAGCUGUGUAAAAAAAAAACAAAAAAAACUUAGCAAAACAAAAUGUAAAUAGACUUUUAAGUUAUGUUUGAUGGCAGUUUUUAUUAAUUGCUAAUUCACUUCACCUUUUAAGUUUUGUUUUUGGUUUGCACUACUCUUCCAUGAAAAGAAUCUAAAAUGAGCAAACUCGGUGAUGUCUGUUGGAUAUCCAGUUUGUUGGGUUUUUAUUUUUUACGAAUUUUGAAACUACCAGUAAUCUAUCACCUUUGUCUUGUACUCAGAUGGAUUCUAUCUCUUCUACUCAUGGUGAAACAUGUUUUCUUGUGUGAGUAAAAUCGCCAUUUUACUUGGAUAGAACUGAUGAACACAACAGACAUCAAUGGUUGAUAUUUGACAUGUAUUGGAUGGUUGAACUGCUUGCAAGUUUGGUUUAGGUUCUGUUCUUUUGAAGGGUAUACCGCUGCUAUGGGGACGCUCUAUCUCUCUCUCUCUCUCUCCCUCUCUUCCUCCUUUGGGGGAGGAGGGAAGGUCAUAAAAAGGACAUAUCCAUACAAAGAGGUGUUGCGAUAAGAAAAUGUGUGCUGUACAUUUACUUGAUAUUUAUUACAAUUAUUUAUGGUUGCAUUAACUUAACUUUUACUGUCUUACCUCUGCACAUCAGAAACUUAACACAUAUCUAAAAUGGAUUAUACAGAUGUAAAGAAUCAGAUGGCGUUUGAGAUUUCUGUGUCACAAUAAAGAAAUGUCUUGAUGUA